CGGCUCAUCAUCAGAGCAAAGCCGGGUUUGCUGCUGCUGCCGCUGGGGUGGAAAUACCGACGUCUCCCCUGAGAACCUUAAGUUCACCAUGAGCGGCGGCAGAACGACCCCCCUCCUCUUCAUCAGGGCGCUGCUGAAGGUGCCUGAAGCCCACUUCUCCAAAGCUGCGCGAGGAAACACUAGAAGAGCAAAUGUCAGACACUUGUGGGGCCCCUGUGGGGCCAUGGCAGCGAGAAGGGCCAGCCUGCCUCUCUGCCCCGCCGUCCCCAUCAGCACACCCAGCCGCAGCUUCAUCAAACUGGCUGCUCCCAUCAGCAAACGAAGGAUGGAGUACACCGAGUGCAGGACAUUAGGGUAUUCUCCAGAGCAGAUGUACAAUGUGGUGGCCAAUGUGGACCAGUACCGGCACUUUGUUCCCUGGUGCAAGAAGUCUCGGGUCAUGAGACCCGAGCAAAACGGUGAAGUCCGGGCUGAUAUUGAAAUUGGUUUCCCCCUUGUGGAGCGCUACACCUCUGAGGUCACCGUCAUCCCAAACCACCAAGUCAGGGCCGUGUGUACGGAUGGAUCCCUCUUCAGCCAUCUAGAAACAAUAUGGAGGUUUGCCCCUGCAGCCAAAGACCUACCAGCCUCCUGUAAAGUGGAUUUCUAUGUUUCGUUUGAGUUUAAGUCUCUUCUGCACUCUCAGCUGGCCAGCGUCUUCUUUGACGAGGUGGUUAAACAAAUGGUCAAUGCCUUCGAGUCGAGAGCUGCAAUGCUUUACAGGAACCAGCAGGAGGCGCGGUUGAGGAGGCGGUCGACAUGAGGCCUCCACGUUCCACUAGACCUUUAAUCAAACUCUGCUCUACUUGAUAUCAACACUUGUCUUAAACAGGAAGCUGGUUCUUCUUUUUGCACACGCUCUUAUCUUACACUUGAGUCGACAUGCACAUUGAACAUACUUACUAUUUAUUUAUAAUCCAUAAACUGAUUUAUUUAUAAUCCAUAAACUGAUUUAUUUACGUUCUUGUACAUCUUCUGUUCUUAUGCAUGGUUUAAAAUGGUCAUGUUUCUUGGUAAGAUUGUUGUAUAAUGCUCAGACAAUUGACUCCUGCUCAACGCUGAAACAAAUCUAAAAAGGUUGAGCGCAAUUUUUUGUUAAGCACUUUUUUCUCGGUGGAAUUAAAAAGCUUUUAUUUUGGUAAAUCUAUGUCCAAGGGUCAUUUUUUGCAUCUGUAAUUUAAAUAUGCUGCUUUUUUUUUUUUAACAAUGGACCCCAGUGACUGGACGAGCAAAGAUUUCCAGUGUAGUGGAUCGUAUCAACAUCUGUUUACUCCUUGUUGCGUUUGGGCAAGAGUAUCAAGGAAAAUAAAUGGUUCU
Molecule: messenger RNA, 1356 nt
Organism: Anoplopoma fimbria (sablefish)
Lineage: Eukaryota; Metazoa; Chordata; Actinopteri; Perciformes; Anoplopomatidae
Product: coenzyme Q-binding protein COQ10 homolog, mitochondrial
Biological process (GO): cellular respiration; ubiquinone biosynthetic process
Cellular component (GO): mitochondrion
Molecular function (GO): ubiquinone binding
Source: RefSeq, a predicted model, not a curated record